Molecule: messenger RNA, 1761 nt
Organism: Naumovozyma dairenensis CBS 421
Lineage: Eukaryota; Fungi; Ascomycota; Saccharomycetes; Saccharomycetales; Saccharomycetaceae
Gene: AGP2
Product: Agp2p
Exons: 1
Coding region: 1-1761 (586 amino acids)
Biological process (GO): amino acid transmembrane transport
Cellular component (GO): membrane
Molecular function (GO): amino acid transmembrane transporter activity
Source: RefSeq, a predicted model, not a curated record
AUGUCGAAAGACCUAACCAAAAUAAAACUGAAAUCACUACCAGAUGAUAAACUAAUAACAACCCGAAUACCCACCCACCCAACAACAACAACAACUACAACCACAACCACAACCACUCUGUGGUCCGAAGGAGAAUCAGAAAACACAUCCAUUUGCCUCUCAUCUUCCAAUGAUGAGGACAACGAUUCCCGAACAAACCUUCUGUAUUCCACCUCCACUCAAAGAAAACUCUUAAACAGACACGUCCAACUAAUAGCCAUCUCAGGUGUUAUCGGUACCGUCCUUUUCGUCGCUAUAGGGAAACCACUCUACAGAGGUGGUGCCGCAUUCCUUCUCUUGGGAUUCGCCAUAUGGUGUAUCCCGAUCCUUUGUAUAACAGUCUCCACUGCAGAAAUGGUAUGUUUCAUGCCCGUGAGCUCCCCCUUUUUAAGAUUGACCAAAAAAUGUGUAGAUGAUUCACUAGCAAUGAUGGCAAGUUGGAAUUUUUGGUUCUUAGAAUGUGUACAAAUCCCAUUCGAAAUCGUUACAGUAAAUACAAUCAUUCAUUAUUGGAGAGAUGAUUAUUCUCCUGCAAUCCCAUUGAUUGUUCAAAUCAUAUUGUAUGUAUUGAUAUCAUUUUGUGCAGUUAAAUAUUAUGGAGAGACCGAGUUUUGGAUGGCUUCUUUAAAGAUUAUUAUGGCUAUGGGAUUGUUUUUGUUCACUUUCAUUACCAUGUUGGGAGGGAAUCCUAAGAGAGAUAGGUUUGGAUUCCGAUAUUUUGGGGAAACUCCAUUCAAGAUGUAUUUCCCUAAUGGAGAUGUAUCACAGGGACAUUCCGCUGGAUAUUUCCAAGGGUUUUUAACAUGUUUGAUUCAAGCUUCAUUCAGUAUUGCUGGAGGUGAAUAUAUUUCCAUGUUGGCUGGUGAAAUUAAAAUUCCAAGGAAAGUCCUGCCCAUUGCGUUUAAACAAGUGUUUAUUAGAUUGACUAUUUUAUUCUUAGGUAGUUGUUUAUGUGUGGGGAUAUUAUGUUCUGCUAAUGAUCCCGCUUUAACCGCAGCUAUCAACGAGGCAAGACCAGGUGCUGGUUCAUCUCCAUAUGUUAUUGCCAUGAAUAAUAUGGGAAUUCAAAUCUUACCAGAUAUAGUUAAUGUCAUCUUGAUUACUGCGGCAUUCUCCUCCGGGAACGCAUAUACUUAUUGCUCUUCAAGAACACUUUAUGGGAUGGCAAUGGAUGGAUAUGCUCCCAAGAUUUUUACUAGAUGUAAUAAACAAGGUGUCCCCAUAUAUGCUGUCGGGAUAAGUGUAGCUUGGGGUUUCAUUAGUUUGUUACAAUUGAAUUCAAACAGUGCAGUCGUUCUAAAUUGGUUAAUUAAUAUCAUUACCACAUCACAAUUAAUCAAUUUCGCAUGUAUUUGUAUCACUUAUUUGUUCUUUAGAAGAGCUUACCUUUUACAAAAGGAUGAUUUACCUCAUCUACCAUUUAAAUCUUGGGGUCAACCAUAUACUGUCAUUGUGGGACUAGUAUCAGUGAUAAUUAUGAUAUUCGUUCAAGGUUAUUCCGUGUUUUAUAAAUCCUUAUGGAAUAAACAAGAUUUCUUAUUUUGUUAUUUAAUGGUCUUCGUAGAUUUGGGAAUUUAUUUGAUUUACAAAUUUAUUUGGAAACGUGGUAAGGAUAAGCUUAAAAAUCCAAAGAUAAUUAGUUUUGAAAAUGAAUUGAGAGAAAUUGAAAAUCAUGAAUUAGAUCAUUCUUUUGAUAAAUUCAAAUUUUAUCGUAAAGUUUAA